Pyricularia grisea is the source of this 612-nucleotide messenger RNA. RefSeq lists its product as uncharacterized. The transcript has a single exon. The coding region runs from base 1 to 612 and encodes 203 amino acids. The record is from RefSeq and is a predicted model, not a curated record. NCBI's taxonomy places the organism in Eukaryota, Fungi, Ascomycota, Sordariomycetes, Magnaporthales, Pyriculariaceae.
AUGAAUCCGUCGGUAAAUAAUCAUAUGCAACACCCUGAGAUUCGCCAUUUUAUGCGAACUCGUUGGUGCCUGAAACACCUUACACCGACCGUAGACGACAAAUCCUCCAACGAGUCAACAGGUCUCGUCGUCCAAGUCCACAGCAACAGGACGGUGCUGCCGACCAAGGAGAAUCAGUUCGUCGGCGAGACGCUCAACACCCCGGCAACCAUCGCGGCGUGGGUCAACAUAUACCCGCGGCCGUCUCCGCGUCUAGGCUUUCGCAUACGCCAGUUCAUCUCGUUGGUAGAGCUCAGGGACGGCAUGACUGGGUUCCCCGGUUCUUUGCACGGCGGCGCCGCGUCGCUCCUCGUCGACGAGAUUACGGGCAUGCACAUCGCCUCGCAGCGGGACCCCGAGCAGCCGAUAAACAAGGGAUUUCGGACGGCCUAUCUCAAGACCGAGUACCUGAAGCCCAUCCCGGUUCCUGGGACGGUGCUGGUCAGGUCUGAGAUUGAGAGGGUGGAAGGGAGGAAGAAUUGGAUCAAGGCUACGAUUGAGGACGGAAAGGGCCAGGUGUUAGUCAAGGGCGAGGUCCUGUACGUAGCCGUUAAAGAGAAGGCAAAACUGUAG